CUGAAUAGUUUGGCAACAUCCUUCCUAUAUAGGCCAAAAUGUUGUCUUACAUGUUUUUGUUUCCACCAAGGUUCACCAAGAACCUGUCCCCGGACAAGAUCAACCUGAGCACACUGAAGGGGGAGGGGCACUUGUCCAACCUGGAGCUGGAUGAAGAGGUUCUUCAGAACAUGCUGGACCUGCCGACCUGGUUGGCCGUCACACGGGUCUACUGCAAUAAGGCCGCCAUUAGGAUACAAUGGACAAAGUUGAAAACAAGUCCCAUCUGCCUGUUCCUGGACAAAGUUGAGGUUGAGAUGAGGACAUGUGAGGAGCCCCGUCCACCUAAUGGCCCCUCUCCUAUUGCCAUAACAGCAGGACAGAGCGAGUACGGCUUUGCGGAGAAAGUGGUGGAGGGCAUGUCUGUCCGGAUCAACUCCAUUACCAUCAAGGUUCAGGCUCGUGCCUUCCACGCCUCCUUUGAGCUGUGGCAGCUGCAGGGCAACAGCCUCAACCCCAAGUGGCAGCGCAGUGACCUUCGCUACACCCGCGUCACUGACCCCAAGAGAGGAGAGGUGUUGACAUUUAAAGAAAUUAACUGGCAAACGCUGCGAAUCGAGGCAGACGCCAUUGAGAGUGACGACCAGGACCUCGGCAGCACUCCAUUACGUCUCAUCACCAACCAGGGGCGCAUUCGCAUCGCUCUAAAACGCAGAAUAAAGGACUGUAACGUGCUGGCGUCCAAGCUGCUUUUCAUUCUGGACGACCUGUUGUGGGUACUGACAGACUCUCAGCUCAAAGCCAUCAUUCAUUACGCCAAAUCUCUGAGCGAGGCCAUGGAGAAGUCAGCCCAGCAGAGGAAGAGCAUGACUGCUGAAUCCUUACAGACCGCCCCUCCCUCGCCUGUGAUCCACAGCCUCUGGACUGAGCCCCCGCCUUCCUCCACCAGCACCCCCAACACCAUCAGUCAGUACUUUGAUCUUUACGAUGUCAAGGAGUCGUCCUACCACACCUUCAUAUCACGCUUGGACUUACACAUAUGCAAUGACAGUUCUUCAGUGGAUGAAGAUGAGCCUCCCCCGCCGGGCCUGCAGGGUGCAAUGCAGCUAACCUUUAGGAAGCUGGGCUUUGACUACUAUCCCAUUCACAGACCUGCUGACGGGUGCCGACACUGGGAACGCUACAGCGGAGCCAUGGAGGCGCAGGCUCAGUGGGCGGGAAAACUGCUGCAGGAAUACCAGAGAAGGGCCGAGGCCUGCGGUUUUCCAGGGCCGAACUCUGAGGGGUCGGCCAAAGAUUCUCCUGCAAAGACUACCAAGGAUGGACAGACUAGCCCCAAGACGAACCCGUCUGACAAAGAGCAGGCGGCCAGCAGGACCUCAAUAACCGCUUCUUUAAAUUCAAUCCUGAAGAGGCUGCGAUCUAGCUGCGUGGUGAUCAGGAUGGAUGAUGUGGACAUUCACCAGGUGUCUACAAGGGGCCGUCACAACAAGAAGACUCAUUCUUUAAUAUCCUGCAACCGGAAAGCUCUGCGUCUGCCAGACAACGUCCCAGCAGUUCACCUGCAGUUCACAGAGUAUUACUUCCCUGACAACUCCAAUUUACCAGUCCCCACUUCAAAUCUGUAUGUCCAGUUGAACAGCCUGCAGCUGUGUGUGGAUGCAGCCAGCUUGCUGUGGAUCAAUCUGUUCUCCAGGGGUCUUCUACAGACCCUGGACCAGGUCAAAGCAUUCUACCAUUUGCAAGACAGUAAAAAGGCUGAAGAGCACGUAGACAUCCGCGUGGACGCAGCUCACGUUAAGCUGAUUAUACCUCUGGAUUCUUCAAUCCUGGACCAUCCCGAACGCCCACAGUCGCUCUCCGUUAUUGUCCCCCAGAUGGUUUUCAGCAACACUCGCAACUGCCCUCACGGCUCCUCCGCUGACCUCAGCAGCACAUGUGAAAAAUUUACCAGCUGCCCUUUCUUCCAGUCGACGCCAACUUGUCCUUACCCCAGAGAACCGAGUGCCUUCCACCCCGUUCCUUCCACUUUCCUUCGGCACGCUCAAGAAACCGAGCCGCAGCCUCUGGACAGGAAGCACCUGCGAUCCCAGGAUAUCUGGUCUCUCAGUCUGUCCCGCGUUACGCUGGGUUUCGACGGAGCUCGGCGAUUCCCUAAAGGCAAAACCCAACCGUUUGUUGAGCCGUUCGCCAUGUCGGUGUGGAUGUGCCAGCCGUCUGGCUUUAAGAGUGAAUCGUGGUCUUCCCCAUCUGGUCCUCAGCAGGAUGAUGCCUCCUUUGCUUCUAUCCACUUCCUGGCACACAGCAUCACCCCACUAAAGGUGUGGCUCAAUCACUACCAGUACGUUGCCCUGCUGAGGAUGAAGGAUGCCAUGGUUCGACUGGGGGCAGAGUUGAGCCGGGAUGUGCAAGGUGACAGACAAACUCCCGGCCGGAAAUCCAAACCACCCACGGUUUGUCUUGCUCUUCUGGUGGACGCAGUGGAAGUGGGUCUGCUGUUGCCCCCCGCCACCGCUGCCCCAGAGGAAGAGCUUCCCCAGACUCCAGAAACAGACAGCCCCAGCAUGACAGACUCCGACAUUUCCCCGACUCAUCACCCCGACGACGGCAUCCUGGAGGACGGUGGUUUGGAAAACGGCAUCUCCUCCGUCAGCGUGGCCGAUCAGGAGGACCAAGAUGGCGUGGUGGAGCAGGCUUACGAGGCCGUAGAGGAGGAGCAGGAGGAUGCGGAGGAGAACCGACUGGCGACGGAGGAGACGUCCGGUCUCUCGCCUCCUCUCUCACCCGGACCCUCCCCAGUGAUUUCUCGCGAAUCGUCCACCUUCAGCCUGGAGGGGGAGCUGACUAGUGCAAUCAGCGUCACCAAGGACGCCACCAAAGACGCCAUCAGUGCCUCGCUGGAUCUAACCAAAGGGGCUUUCUCCAUAACGAAAGACGCCUUCAGCAUGCUGAGCCGAGGCUCAGGCAUGAGUAAACUGUUCAGUGCUCAGCCCAGGGAACUGAAUCCGCGUUCAGAAGACUCCUCCCCUAAUCCGCACCACCAAGCCUUGAAGCAUUCGCACUCCCAGCAGUCCUUUGACAGUGCCAUCUUGGAAGGGAGCCUCCCUGAUGAAAACCUGUCUAUUGAUAGUGAUUUCAGUGACAAUUUUGUUGUUCUCAUGGACUCGGAGUCCGGUGUGGAGUCUUUGCGGCCGAACAACACACCUGCAGGCAGCCGUGGAAGCCCCGCCCCGGGGACGGAGGGGGGAUCGUCAGCUGAUCUCAGCAGUUCUCUCUCUCAAAGCACUGAUGACGUCUCUCAGGACUUGUCCUCAGUGUUGCUUCUGAUCCUGAGUGGGACAGCGUGUACCGUGGAGGUACAGGGAGAAGACCAAGUAGUUGCUGUCCAAGCACAGAAUUUAACCCCAGUGCAGCUGGGAAACGUCCGACAAUCAGACGUCCUGGCUGGUCUCGUACAAGCUGCAGGUGAAUCGUCUCAGAGGCAGGACAGGCAGGGUUGCAGGAACUCUCCGGCGUUCUUGUUGCGGGCGGAAAUGGGCCCGUCUGCGGCUCAGCGCUCUGCUCUGGAUGAGUCUCUGGGCUUUCUGGAUGUGAGACUUCAGGACUGCCAGGCAGAGUUUCUAGCCUCGACAGUAACCAACAUCGGCCCUUUCCUUGAAGACGAGUUCAGUGUAGACGGUCAGCCAAUAAGAUUACACUUGUCCAACGUCACUGUAAUAUUGAAGGACGAUGGUCCCAAAAUCUACCCCACCGCUCCCCAACCUGUCCCUGCCAAAUUCAUAAUAGAUCAGCUGCUGCUCCAGCGAAGCGACGAUGGAAUUAUGAGAAUCAAAGCUGAGGGUGCAAACACUAAACCCUUAGCAGGUGUUCCUGCUGCCGGGUUUGACACUUUUAAUGGCGCCGACUCUGUCCAACAGCAAAUUAAGAGUCGAACACUGGAGAGCCAACUCUGGGACACUCAGGCUGCCCUCAAACAGGCCCUCACUGAAAGAAAGAGGCUCCUCCUGGAAGUAAGGAAGUACGACCCCACCUUUACGCUCUGAUCCUCUGUAGACGCUGACCUCUAACCUCUGGGGCUGCUGCAGAACGGCGACUGGAUGUCUCAGACUUGAUGCUGAGAAUAGAGCAGAGCUCAAUUAAAUCACCUCUAAAGAUAAAUCCAGGAAACCGGGGCGGUGGAUCCAAACCAUGGCUUCAUAUCACCUCCAGCUGGCUCACACAGUCCAGGAGGUUAUAAACAAAAACCCCCAGAAGCUGUUACUAGAAAACCAGGGCCUGCUGAGUUCAUUUUUAGGUACACAAUGGUUCUUUUUUAUUUCUGGCAGUUUAGAUAUUCAUUCCUGAUACACUUAAUAGAUUUGCUCUGGUUUUUAUCUUAAACAAAUCAGGGUGGUGGGAAGUCGUCGUGUGGUUUUAGUGUGAAACAAAGCAUGCAACAUGAUCAAGCUUUAAAUUUUUCCACUUGUUAUCGUGUGCUAUGGAAUUGUUGCACAGACACUGCCAGACAGCUGCUAGUCCAUCAGUCCCUUCUCUUACACUGCAUGCUUAGUUAGCAGUGCUAAUUCAAUAAUAAUAAUAAAAAAAAAUGUAGCACAUUUUUUUAUUGACAGUUUUAGUGCUGGAAUUGUGUCGUUAAGUUUUGUUUGGUGUAAAAUAGGAAAAAAAAAAACAUGCUUCAUUUUGUUUUGAACAGUUUUGUGAAAGGUAGGUGAAAAAAAUGCACUUUAUUUCUAAAGCAAGCUUCCACUUCUUUCAUGGGAAGUUUAAAGCAUGUCAGUUUCCACCUUUUUCUCGGUGUAUCACCAGGUGGGAAAGGUACACACUCAUAUCAAGCUCUCUUUGUUCUCACAGAGCAGGUUGGAUUAUUUCCCAGUGUUAUUUUAUUUUAUUUAAAGUAUUUCUUUUAUACUGUGAUGACUAAUGUCCUCUGAGGGUGAACAUCUACUGAAGACAGCAUGCCUUACAGUCUGUCCCUUCCUCACAUUUGGAGAAAAUUGUUCACAGAGUUUAAUCAUCUGCUCUGGAGAGGUUUGUGAUUGUGUCUCCUUAACAUAACUUUGUAGCUUGCCAGGAAACAACUGAUGAAACAUGUGCUACGUUGGUGGACUUAGAUGUAUUUGUGUUAUUUUACUUGACUAUAUUUAUCUUUCAUUUUUUAGUGUUUUUUUUUUAAUCUCUUAUUUCAAAACAAUAUUUUAAUAAGUGGUACUGAUGACGCGAUAGAUUAAAUAACUGGAAUAGUUGCUCUUUUGAUCUGGAUUUGUUGCCAAUAUUAUUUCCUGCAGAAAAUCUUGUACAAGAAUGAAUUUGAAAGUGGAUAGAUUUAGGAAAAAGAAGCCAACAUUUGCUGUUUUGUUGAAUCAGGGAUUUUGUUUUAGUAAAAGUCCUAUUUUUUAUUUUUAUUUUUUUUAAUCUUUUGGCUCUAAUUGUAAGGAUACCUGGGAGACCUCUGGUGGCAGAAACGUGUCACUGUAGUUUCCGUUUCAAAUAUUCUAGCCAAGUUACUGAAAGUUGCAUCUCUCAACACAGUAGAAUAUUAUUUAAAACUUUAUUUCAGCAAUCCACUUUAGAAAGUGAAAAAAACAUCUAAAGAGAGAGAGGAACAAAAUACUCCAAAAUGUCAUAAUAGACAGCUGCUCUUUGGGUUUAAUUAAAAACCCAAAGACACACUGACAAAAUUUAAAUUUAAGCAGGUUGGAUUCCAUAUGACAUAGAAACAAGUAUUUUCAUCUGAAAAAAGAACCUUGGAUCAGUCGUACGAUAUUUUUGCUUCGUCAAAAUCAACAGAAACAUACUCAUGAUAUAUCUUUCUCCUGAUAUAUCUGUGACUCAGUUUUUGAACUGAGUUACUGAAAUAAAGGAACUUUUCAGUGAUAUUUUAAGAUUCAGCAGUACAGCAGACAGAUCUGAUUCUCUAAUGACUAAACAAUAGAAAGACACUAGUUUUACAUGAAACCCGUCAAAGAAAGGAAAUGCUACAUGUUUUUCAACGUGUAUUUUUUUCAGAUGGCUAUGUAUCAGAAAGUUGUAUUCUACACUCAGCUGCAUGCAGACUCCAGAAUAAUCCUCAAUAUAUUGGUGUACUAAAGCAGAUAUACUGCCCGUUUACCUCAAUACACGUAGUCUUUUUCUAUUACCGUUUGCCGUUUUAGUUUCUGCAUG
Molecule: messenger RNA, 6141 nt
Organism: Poecilia latipinna (sailfin molly)
Lineage: Eukaryota; Metazoa; Chordata; Actinopteri; Cyprinodontiformes; Poeciliidae
Gene: bltp3a
Product: bridge-like lipid transfer protein family member 3A
Exons: 20
Coding region: 39-4022 (1327 amino acids)
Source: RefSeq, a predicted model, not a curated record